AUGUUCGUAAUUGCUCCGAGGAAUGCCUUCAUACUUUUCUUCAAACAUUGCGACAAUCAGCCGUAUUCAUGGCUUGAAGGUACGAUUGACUGCAUAUUAUGGGUUAUCGGGUCCUCUUUGCCUAAUAUAGAAACUAUCAUCAAUGAAGAUCUCAUUUUAUCACGAGCUAAAAAUAUCGUGGCCGAUAUUGAGGGUAUUACAAAAUAUAUUGAAGCGGGCAGUUUUUCAACAUAUUUAAAUGGUUUAAUCGAUCCCGAGAUUACGCGACAUUUUCUUCAAAUGCGAUUCUGUGUGGAAGAUUUGUUGAAAAAAACACACAAAACAGCAAAACUGUAUAUGAGUUUACAUGAAUAUCUAAAGCAGUUUGAAGUGCCGCAAGACCUUACAAUCGCUAAUGCUGAUUUAUUGCGAGAACAAUCUGAAGAAUUAAAGAAUCGAUGGAAUGCUGUGAAAGAUGAACCAGAUGUGAUAUUUUUGUUGCAUCGUGGCGAAAUACUGUGCGAAGAACUAAAAACACAAUAUAGCAAUCUUCACCAUCUUGAUUCUUACCUCUUCGCUGAUGCAGUAAAUCGUGCUGUAUCAGGAUUCGAAGAAGUUAAAGUUGUAAUGCAGCGAAGUAGUUCAAGCAUAUCAAAACGUCUAUACGCUCUUAAAUGUUCAGCAGAAGCAGUUGAAUUUUUGAAAUAUGUUCCACAGUUGAUGGAAUUUAUCAAUAAUGAAAUAGAUGAUUUGGAACAGCUAAAAGUAAUCAAGAUAUUCAGUGUUGUAAGAUUGACAUCUCAGAUUAAGCAAGUGGAUAGUAAAACCACAGAAUUGACAAGAUACUUAGAUGAAGCUGAUAGCCGUCUGAAAGAAGUGGCGCAUUUGCCAGAGGAAGGCUCAUUUGGAAAUGUAGACCGGAAAAGAAUCACUGAUAUGUUCGAUUCAUUCAGUUCCUUUCUAGUAUCUUGUAAACAGCGUGUUAUGGAAGUACGGCCUAUUGUUCAAGCUGCACUUGAUUCCCGUAUUCACAUUGAUCAGGUGUAUAAUUGGGCUUUGCUUCACGCUAAAAGAAGUGAUAAUGAAAAGGAGAAAGAAAUGUUAGUUUCGAAAUAUCCGUCUACUGCUAUUGCUCGUCUUCAUGAGUAUGUCGCUGUUAGUUCGACUGAUUGCACAGUUCGACAGGAAAUAGAAAAAUUACUUUCGGAUUGCGAAAAAGCCAUUAUGGGUUUGGAUCCUACACUCAAGAUUUGCGAUUUACGUUGCCAAAUGAGCGCUAGCUCAAGUCAAGAAAGUGGUGAUGGUACUGCGAGUCAGGAAGUUGGCGCUGUUGAUUCAUGCUUUAGUGGAGAAGCUGAUUGUUCAAUCAUUGAUUUAUCGUUACCAAAAAGUCGUUGCUCUGAUUUAUCAGAUUCAGUGUCUGAUACACCAAUGGAGGUAUAUUCGGAUGUGGAAGAAAGUUUUACUGUUGAUUUGCGGAAUGAUUUGAAUGCAACUGAACAUUCUCGGCAACAGACAAGCCCAGCUCCAACUCAGUAUGAAAUUCCAAUUUCAAAAGCAACUACUUCAACAGAACAUCAGCAGCCGGGAUUAACAGAAUUGGAAGAAGUUCGAUGGCGUCGCAAUUCAUGGGCACCAUCGGUACAUACCGGUCCAUUGGAAAUCAUUGAGGAAUCCGCAAUUGGAGCUGCACCUGUAACCCUUAAUAUGACUAAUAAAGUGAUUACAUCGAUGUCAACAAAUACAUUGCACAAAAGAUUGGAUCAACGUCGUUCUGCUAGUACUGUUCCAUUACGUCUUCCAAAUCCAUUCCUGAUAAACGGAGCUGCUCGUCCCGGAUCAGCACGAUUUGUGGUAUCUCAGAAAUCACGGCGUCCAUUGAUGAGAACUUCUAGUAGUGAUUUUUUGGAAGAGGAUUGUCGUUCAGCUCUAAGCGCUUUCCAGUUUCUGGACGAUGACUGCUGCAGCAUAAGUGAAUCAUCACCUCAACCAACUAUCGCAUCAGCAUUCUCAGCUUUGGAUUUUUCGAUGCGUUCCGAACAGAUAGAUAUGAUACGAGAUUGGCUAAGUCCGGCGAAAACAAGUGAUGCGAAUUUCAGAAUUGAAUGUACUGUUGUACGGGAUUUGCUGGAUUCGGAAAUUGAUUAUGUCAGUGCUUUAAGGCUUGUCGUUCAGGAUUUCUUGCCGGAAAUGGCUCGAGUUGAUAUCCCGAGUGCACUUCGUGGUAAAAAGUCAUGUAUUUUUGGAAAUAUCGAGAAACUUUUUCAAUUCCAUGCUCAUUCAUUUUUGCCUCAGCUUAUUUCACGACUGAGAUUUCGUUGUGCUGAUGAAUCAGUUUCAAUGACAACUGGGCGAUUAUUUCUCGAUAAUCUUAGCUAUUUUGAAUUGUAUGCAUUGUAUGCAAAAAAUAAACCUAAAUCUGAUCAAUUGAUGCGUGAAGCUGGGCAUAAAUUUUUUAGUUCUGUACAGAGCAUGGCUGACUUAUCACAUUUAUUAAUUAAACCGAUUGAGAGGAUAGGAAAAUAUGCGCUUGCACUUCAGCAACUUCUCAAUGCUGCACCACCAAACAAAGUGGAAGUUGUAGAGGUAUUAGAAAAAGUGGCUAUGAUAGUUGGGCAGCAAAUUCGUCGUGGUACUGAUUUAUUAGCAAUGGAACGAAUAAGUAGUUGCGAUUUGAAUCUCAAGGAGCAAGGAAAUUUGUUACGGCAUGAUACGAUGUAUGUCACUGAAAAACGUGGUUUGCAAUCUAAGAAACGUGUACGAAGCGUAUUCCUAUUCGAGAAUUGUGUUGUCCUUACAAAACCAAAAUUAUCUCGAUCAUGGCGAGGAAAUACAUUUGAUGAGCUGAAAUAUAAAAGUAGUAUACAGAUGACUGACUGCGGCUUAACAGAAAUGGUGAAAGAUUCAAAAGUUAAAUUUGAAUUGUGGUUUCGAAAGCAGAAAAAUUCAUUCACAUAUGUAAUGGAGUCACAAACAGCAAGUAUUCGUGAUGCUUGGGUUGAAGAUAUUCGUAAUAUUCUUUGGAAUCAAGCAAUUCGAAGUCGUGAAAAGAAUAUUCGUGAAAAGGCAAAUAUGGGCAUUGAGUUACAUUCCUCGUAUAUUCAUUUAGCACCACGCGCUACGCUUAGUGGAUUGCGUGAUUAUGGUUUUGUGGAAGGUACUCGACGACCAUGCUCACUAAUAUCAUUAACAGCUUCGUCAUGUUCAAGUUCAAAUAAUUUAGGACGAGUACAAGGAAGGGGUACAUGCGAAAUUAGCGGUGAUCUUUGUCGGGUGGAAGAAGGUGACGAAUGGGAAAGUAUGCACGAAUCCAGUCCAACUGUCAAGUAUGCAGAAAGCACACUUCCACGUUUUCGAGCUCCACCACCACCAGAUCUGAAUCAGUAA
Brugia pahangi is the source of this 3366-nucleotide messenger RNA. NCBI's taxonomy places the organism in Eukaryota, Metazoa, Nematoda, Chromadorea, Rhabditida, Onchocercidae. The record is from the annotation of a GenBank genome assembly.